Molecule: messenger RNA, 897 nt
Organism: Dioscorea cayenensis subsp. rotundata (Guinea yam)
Lineage: Eukaryota; Viridiplantae; Streptophyta; Magnoliopsida; Dioscoreales; Dioscoreaceae
Product: 50S ribosomal protein L10, chloroplastic-like
Exons: 2
Coding region: 45-590 (181 amino acids)
Biological process (GO): translation
Cellular component (GO): large ribosomal subunit
Molecular function (GO): structural constituent of ribosome
Source: RefSeq, a predicted model, not a curated record
UCUCGCUCAAAACCCUUCUUUAGCUUCCCCUUCGAUCUCCAUCAAUGGCCUCCUCCGCCGUUCCCUCGAUCCGCGCCGCCAUCCGCCGGACCAGGGCGGAGGCAGUGCGCCGGCAACUGGAGGGAUGCCAUCUCGUGGCCGGAAUCUGGUACAAUGGACUCACCGUCCGGCAGCUCCAGGAUCUCCGCGGCGCCCUCCCUCCCACUGCUCGCCUCCUCGUCGCUAAGAACACCGUUCUUGCCAACGUCUUAGCGAACACCCCUUGGUCCAAGCUAAACCCUUGCAUGCGCGGCGCCAACGCCUGGCUCUUCGUCCACACCGAUGAGAUCCCCGGUGCCCUCAAAGCCUGCCGUGAUUUCCAGCGCAGGACGGGGCUUUUGCUGAAUGAUUUCGUUGGGGCAGUGUUCGAAGGGGAGGUAUAUGGUCCUGAGGAGUUCCAGGCCCUUGAGACCAUGCCGACGAAGGAGGAGGUGUACUCUUAUCUAUUGGGGUGUCUUCGUGUGCCUGCGAUCAAUUUGCUUAGCACGCUGCAAGCUGAGGACAUGGGUCUCCUUCCCAGUUCCACUGGAGAAGAAGCUACACAAUCAUAAUUGAUGAUUAUUUUCGACAACAACCCACGACAAUUGUUCUUCUCAUCAAACAAGUUGGGAUAAUGUUUCUGCCUUGUAAUGAUAUGCUCAUCAAAAUUUUGGAGAAUGAGAACCCAUGUUUCUCUUUACAUGUUUAAACCAAUCUUAGUUAUGCUUCUGUCCAUUAAUUGGUCUCUUUUCAGGCCAUUGAAGCAUGUAAUCCAUUAAAUUCUUCAUUACUUGAACCAUCUUGAGUUAGCUCUCUUGUGUGACUAAAUUUCUCAAAUGAUUGAUUUACCAGGACAAUGUUUGCUACUAUUUUAUUGAA